AUGAUAAUGAAUCAAGUUGGUCUUACAAUGUUUCAGUAUGAUCGGGAUAAUGACAGAUAUAUCUCACAUUCAUACACAUUCCACCUCUGUCCCCAAGUGUUUGGUGACAUCAAUCAGUCCUUUACAUUCCAAGCAUCAGCCAUUAGAUUUCUUUGUCAGCACAAUUUUGAUUAUAAUAAGUUUACAUAUGAUGGUCUUCCCUAUAUGAGUCAAGCUGAAGAAGCUCAUGUAAAGAAACAGUUGAAGGAAAAAACACUUCUUAAUAAUUUAAUACAAAAUAUGGAAAUCAGUGAUGAGAGGAAACUUCAAAGCUACUGUUCAGAAGUUACUAAAUGGCUCGUAAAUACUACCGAUGGCACACUUUACCUGGAUAUUGACAAUCCCAUAAUGAGAUACAUAGUGCACUGUGAAUUGAGGAAUCGCUUUUCAGAAGUCCUCACAACUGAUAGCUUAGGUAAUAGUCAUAAGGUCCUGAUAUAUAGAAAUGGCGACGUAGAUGGCGCCACCAGCGCUUCUAUGGACACACUAGAGGGAAACUUAAUGAGUUACGUCCUAGGUUUCUCCCAAAUUAUAGAACUUCUAGCAGAAUACAAGAAACCAAUCAUAGGCCACAAUAUAUUCCUAGAUACAUUAUUAUUACACAGCCAAUUCAUAGGUCCAUUACCUAAAAGCUAUUCUGCAUUUAAAAAGAAUAUUAACAAGCUAUUUCCUAAUAUAUAUGAUACCAAAUAUAUUUCACAUGAAAUGGGCAGGAAGUUGACACUUGAUGAAGUAUGGAAGUCUAAUGCCUUACAAGAUUUAUAUGAAUUCUUCUACGAGGGUAAAUGUAAGAGGUUGCAGAAGGGUUUAAGUCAUAUUACAUUGAAUACUCCAUUUGAUGUGAAACAAUCAUAUCACGAGGCUGGUUGGGAUUCAUAUUGCUCAGGUUACUGCUUCAUCCGCCUGGGCGAGUGGUCGUCCACAGAUCACCGCGGUACAGCUCGCCCAGCAUCCCCCAAUGAAAUAAUCUCAUCUCUUUCAUCUUACUGCAACAAGGUCAACGUCAUACGAUCCGCUGUAUCUUAUAUGAAUCUUGUUGACGAAGACCCACCAAGCCACAGACCAGAGCUACUGCACAUUAGGUCUUUGAAGGAAUCAACAAUAUGUAUGAGCCAGGUAUCAUCUCUACUAUCUGGUUUCGGUGCUUUAGAUAUAAAGCCUUACGGAGCAAGAACCGCUUUGAUAGCGGCUGGAACACACAACACGGCCAACAAGUUAUUACGACAUUUCAAUCACCACGAGGAUUAUAGGAUAACUCCGUUCAAGCCUUUCAGACACUCGCCAACGGGUCGCCUCACUAUUUGGGGAAGUGCCUUAAUCACGGGAACUAUUGUCAUAUACUUCCUACAUAAAAAAGUCAACAAGUAA
Messenger RNA from Danaus chrysippus (African queen), 1407 nucleotides. The record is from the annotation of a GenBank genome assembly. NCBI's taxonomy places the organism in Eukaryota, Metazoa, Arthropoda, Insecta, Lepidoptera, Nymphalidae.